Molecule: messenger RNA, 1232 nt
Organism: Aspergillus glaucus CBS 516.65
Lineage: Eukaryota; Fungi; Ascomycota; Eurotiomycetes; Eurotiales; Aspergillaceae
Exons: 5
Coding region: 1-1110 (369 amino acids)
Biological process (GO): proteolysis
Molecular function (GO): serine-type endopeptidase activity
Source: RefSeq, a predicted model, not a curated record
AUGACACUUCAACCCCUGACAGCGCGGACUGGAUUAUCUAAUUCGAGCAUGCAGGGGUUGGUUCCUGCUGCUACGAUGUCAAGGGAUACAUGGGAUCAACGAAGAAAGGAAAAUGCCGACCAUUUGGAGGCGGUCUUGAAAUGGCUAAAGGAUACUAAAGGGGUGAAGCAAAUCAUCAAGCUGGUUGUCCGAGAUGACAAGGACGGGCCCUGCAGCGAUGAGGUCAUUGAGAGAUGUCUAAAGAUCUAUGAUAUCCGGUACCUGGACUGGCAGAAGGAGGAUAUCUGCGUCCAAACCUUGCUGGAAGGUCAAGCCAAAAACCUUGUGGAGGUAUCUUUAUACUCAAGCGGUAAAGACAGCACUCUCUGGAGCUGGUCCAGCAAUGAUGGCCUUCACCGGCUUGAAAAACUGAAAAAGGUUAUAUUAAACAUAAACCCAGAUGGAAUUGAGACCGUCGAGCGGACAAAGCGUAAUGCUGAGCAUUUUAAAAAACGAGUUGAAGAGAUACCAGAGCGUCAAAUCCAGGUCAAUUACCACAUCGAUCCACCUCGUGGCUUGGAAGAUCCGUCUUCGGAUAAAGACCAGAAGAUUGAGGAUGGACAUGGGACCGCCAUGGCGACAUAUAUUCAAUUCGUGUGCCCCGGAGUCAGGCUCUAUGUUGCGAAGCUCGACCCCGAAUCUCAAGAAACACGAGCCGCAUCGGCUGCUGAGGCCGUAAAAUGGGCUAUUAAGCGCAAGGUUCAUGUGAUCUCCAUGAGUUGGACAGUCGAAAUCACCAAAAAGAAUGAAAAGCAAAUUAAGGCGUUUGAAGCCCAGAUUCGAGAGGCGGCCAGUAGGAAUAUAAUCAUGUUCUGUUCUGGUCGUGAUGAAGCAUGGAAUGAGAGCAGUAAAAGCUCUUACCCAGCUGGUAGUGACACCAAGAAGGUCUACCGAGUUGGAUCAUCAGACCUAUACGACAACAUGUUCACAUGGGUGAACGCGGGCAAUAUUGACUAUCUCCUGCCUGGUGAGGCUCUCUUCCCUGGAGAUAAGCUCCGUGGAGAUAGGAUUGAAGAAUCUGGGUGUUGUGACGAGAUUCCUGAAGAUGAAAAAUCAUACCAGGCCCUAUAGUGAGUGAAUCAUGGGAUCAUUAGGAUUAUUGCUUAAGAGGUUUAGUUGUGGGUGCAGCAUCGGGUUUAGUUUGUCAAAAUAGUUCUUAUACAUGAUUCUUAUACAUGGAUUCUUGAUCAUCU